UGCGCGCGCCUGCGAAGUGAGGACCAGCGGAUUUUACCAUCUGACAUCCGGGAUAUCUUGAGAUUGAAAGGCAAGAAAAAUCCAAGAUGGAGGAGAUUGGAGUAAUCGUUCACAACCAGGAAGAAAAGCAUACCAGCAGUAGACCAGUUACUGCAAAUUCACUGUGCAACCCAGUAGACCCAGAGACAGAUGAUCUCUACAUAACGUACAAGAGACUCCAGAAACAGUUAGAAUUCUUAGAAGUCCAAGAGGAAUACAUCAAAGAUGAACAGAAGAAUCUUAAGAAAGAGCUGUUACAUGCACAGGAAGAAGUCAAGCGUAUACAGUCAGUGCCGUUGGUUAUUGGACAGUUCUUGGAAGCUGUAGAUCAAACUACAGGAAUAGUCGGCUCUACCACUGGCUCAAAUUAUUAUGUUCGUAUCCUGUCGACCAUCGAUAAAGAGCUGUUAAAACCCAGUGCAUCAGUAGCAUUACAUAAGCACUCCAAUGCACUUGUUGAUGUACUCCCCCCUGAAGCAGACAGCAGCAUAGCUAUGUUAACUAAUGAAGAAAAACCUAACGUGCCAUACUCUGAUAUUGGCGGCAUGGAUAUCCAGAAGCAAGAAAUCAGAGAAGCUGUAGAACUCCCUUUGACGCACUUUGAGCUCUAUAAACAAAUUGGUAUUGAUCCUCCAAGAGGUGUACUACUUUAUGGUCCCCCUGGAUGUGGCAAGACAAUGUUAGCUAAAGCCGUAGCGCACCAUACUACAGCAUCUUUUAUCCGUGUCGUUGGUUCAGAGUUUGUUCAGAAAUACCUUGGGGAAGGACCCAGAAUGGUCCGAGAUGUAUUCAGGUUGGCCAAAGAAAAUGCUCCUGCAAUUAUAUUUAUUGAUGAGAUUGAUGCUAUAGCUACCAAACGAUUUGAUGCUCAAACUGGAGCUGACAGAGAAGUACAGAGAAUCCUACUAGAAUUGCUCAAUCAAAUGGAUGGCUUUGAUCAGACUGUUAAUGUCAAGGUUAUUAUGGCAACCAACAGACAUGAUACCUUAGAUCCUGCCUUACUACGUCCUGGUCGUCUGGACAGAAAGAUAGAGUUCCCAUUGCCAGACAGACGGCAAAAGAGAUUGAUAUUCUCAACCAUCACGAAUAAAAUGAACUUAUCAGAAGAAGUAGAUCUAGAGGACUAUGUUGCAAGACCUGAUCGCAUUAGUGGUGCUGAUAUUAAUGCCAUAUGUCAAGAGGCUGGUAUGCAAGCAGUGAGGGAAAACAGAUAUAUUAUCCUAGCCAAGGACUUUGAGAAAGGUUACAAGAAUAACGUGAAAAAAGACGAACAAGAACAUGAGUUUUACAAAUAGAUAUCACCUCUUUGUACUCGCAUGCACUGGAUAAUUUGUGAAUAAAGUAACAUGUAUUGUA
Messenger RNA from Actinia tenebrosa (Australian red waratah sea anemone), 1395 nucleotides. Its product is annotated as 26S proteasome regulatory subunit 6B. Lineage: Eukaryota; Metazoa; Cnidaria; Anthozoa; Actiniaria; Actiniidae. Gene Ontology annotation, molecular function: ATP binding; ATP hydrolysis activity. The record is from RefSeq and is a predicted model, not a curated record.